Myiozetetes cayanensis is the source of this 4009-nucleotide messenger RNA. It is a transcript of the gene PCYT1B, whose product is annotated as phosphate cytidylyltransferase 1B, choline. Lineage: Eukaryota; Metazoa; Chordata; Aves; Passeriformes; Tyrannidae. The record is from RefSeq and is a predicted model, not a curated record. Gene Ontology annotation, molecular function: choline-phosphate cytidylyltransferase activity; phosphatidylcholine binding. Bases 185 to 1237 code for a protein of 350 amino acids. The transcript has 8 exons. Gene Ontology annotation, biological process: CDP-choline pathway.
CUUGAGCUGGUCUUUAACCUCCCUUGGGACAUUCAUACAAGAACAACUUGGCAUGACCUUUGCUCAAUUCUCUUUUUAAGUGCAAGAAGUGGGAACUCUGCUGUGCAGUUCAGAGCCACCAAGGUUCUCUCAAGGCAAGUGAGAUAGCUGCAGAGAAAAGUGCAAGAGAAGCACAGUAACGAAGAUGGUAGGCAGCCAAAAACAUGGUACAGAAGAGGAAGCUCGGGAAACUCCCAGAUUUCAACAAAAGACCCUGACGGCACCUGCUCCAUUUGCUGAUGAAACAAGCUGUCAGUGCCAAGCUCCCCAUGAGAAACUAACCAUUGCACAAGCCCGCCUGGGAACUCCAGUUGACAGACCUGUCAGAGUAUAUGCAGAUGGGAUAUUUGACCUCUUCCACGCUGGCCAUGCUAGAGCUCUUAUGCAAGCCAAAACUCUUUUCCCAAAUAGCUACUUAUUAGUAGGAGUUUGCAGCGAUGAUUUAACUCAUAAAUUCAAAGGCUUCACUGUGAUGAACGAAACUGAGCGAUAUGAAGCCCUCAGACACUGUCGUUAUGUGGAUGAGGUCAUCAGAGAUGCACCCUGGACACUGACACCAGAGUUCCUUGAAAAACAUAAGAUUGACUUCGUAGCCCAUGAUGACAUCCCGUACUCUUCCGCUGGCUCGGAUGAUGUAUACAAACACAUAAAGGAGGCAGGAAUGUUUGUGCCAACGCAGAGAACUGAAGGUAUCUCCACAUCAGACAUCAUCACAAGGAUUGUCCGGGACUACGACGUGUACGCCCGGCGCAACCUCCAACGAGGAUACACCGCCAAAGAGCUGAAUGUCAGCUUUAUUAGUGAGAAGAAAUACCGCUUUCAAAACCAUGUGGACAAAAUGAAAGAAAAAGUCAAGAAUGUGGAGGAAAAGUCAAAAGAAUUUGUUUACAAGGUGGAAGAGAAGAGCCAUGACCUCAUUCAGAAAUGGGAAGAAAAGUCCAGAGAAUUUAUUGGCAACUUUUUAGAGCUGUUUGGACCUGACGGAGCUUGGAAGCAGAUGUUCCAGGAACGAAGUGGCCGAAUGCUCCAGGCUUUUUCUCCCCGGCAGAGCCCAAACAGCAGUCCCACACGAGGCCGCUCUCCAUCCCGCUCUCCAUCUCCACCCUGGGUCAUCAAUAAGGCCUCCCCUCCCUCUUCUCCAAAAGCUGCCUCUGCCUCCCUCAGCAGCAUGAGCGAGGGAGAUGAGGAUGAAAAAUAAAAUAUAUAUUUUUUUAACCAUGAGACAGAAGAACAAGCUAUGAACUCAGCCACUGGAUGGGGAGAAGCGUGAGGAACACCAGGGGUAUCUCUGACAGCAGGGAUCGUGCUCUGGGCAAUGUUGAAAACGAACUGGAGCACAGCAAGGGAGAUCUCAGGAAGAGCUUAUCCCAUCCCCACUCCCUGGCAGUGCUGGAGGCCCAGCCAGCAGCGCCUGCCAGACACAGCACCAGGGAAUGACAAAAACACACCUGUGUGCCAGGUCGUGUUCCCUCUUGUGCUGCUUUACAGCCGCUGCUCCAGGCCAGGCUGGCAGGAGCUCUGCACCGAGGGGGGCUGGCAGAGGAGCCCUGCUGGCUCCUGAUCCCGGCCCAGCACACAGGCACGUGUGGGCUGCAGCCUAUGGAUGGAGAAGAUGUAGUUGUACCAGACCCUGCUGACUUUGAGCUCUUCUGGCACAUGAAGGAAUGGCUUUGCUGCAGCAAAUACGUUGAGAAACAGGGAAUAAAGUUUUACUUUUUUUUCUUCUUGAAUAACAUCUGCCCCAGAGCCCAAACCAUACCACUGAAAUGGAGAGCUCUCCAGGCAAGUUGGUGGAAAUCCAUUUAAUAUAUUCAGUGCUGCUUGCUGACAGCCUCUGUAUGGGGUGUGCAUAGUCGGGCUUUUUGCUUUAUCAAAUUGCUCUCCACAUUCUUAGUGCCUGAACAGCUGCCUGAUCAAUUCUGGUUUGCUCCCUGGCUUUGCACUUUGAAGGAAAGAAAGUAAAUUAAAAGACAGCCCUACCUGGAAUGUGGUGGUAUGGGAAAUAGAUAGUUUGAAGAUGGUUGUGGUUUUGACUGGUGAAUUCUAAAAAACACACAUGGGAUCCUGAAGCCUUUGUAUGUGGCCUCCUGGGGAACCCUGCUGCUCUGCUCCCAGCUAUGUAUCAGCAAACAAGCAAACAGUGCUGCUGUUGGCACAUGGUACUCAGCCAGUUCAACAAACUUCUCACCAAACUCUCAACAAGGUGUGUUCACAGACACACUGCCCCUGCAAGAGGAUCCCAAGGCCAUUCCUCUACCCUAACACGGAGAAAAAGUUGGAAAAAACGCAGCCUUUUAAACAGGAUUAGGCACGAGGAUUUUCUCUCUCCAUCCAUGACACCUGUCCAGCCCCAAGCAGAAACACAGGGAGGGUACGUGAGUAAAGCUUUCCCUGAUGUCCUUCCAGCUGGGCAAAGCCAGACCUGCCUGACAUCUGGCUCCAUGUUCAGCCCCUCAGCUGGCACCUGCUGCGGUGGCUGCAGAGACCGGCAGGAUUUCUGAGCCCUGGGGCUCCUCUGCCCCACAGACACAGGAACGCCCCCAGCCCCCGGUGCUGUGGUGGGCUGGGCACCAAGGAUGCCAUUUGGCUCCCAGGCUCACCUGGCACAGCUGCCUCAGCACAUGGGCACGCUGGAGGCUCUCCAGCUCAGCUCCAGCUUUGGUGUCUGGCCAGCAGGACAAGGCUUCCACCGCCCCUGUCCCACAGGCAACCUGCUGGGCACAGCCUCGGGCAGCAGUGAAAUCACUGUGCCACGGCUGCCUGGAACUGCAAACCCACUGGGACACAGCGGCCACUCUGGGCAGCACCAGUCAGCACUUGCUGAUUCCCUGCACAGGCAGCACAGGAAGCAGUGGGAGAGGAGGGCUCCAAGUGGCUCUUGGAAAACAACUGAGAGAAGAGGCUGCCCAAGCACACGGGGUGGUUGUACUUGCUGGCAGCAGUGCCUCCCAGGCUGCUGUCCUUACCUCACUGAGUGUGACCAGGUUGGUAGGUAAAAUUUCUUUCACUCCAUCCCUUCCAGAUACUUUUAUGGGCAGGUAAAUUACAGACCUUGGUACCAGGCAUGAAAUUAGCCCUGCACUCUGCUCAUUCCCUACAGCUUUCAUCCCUCCCCCACUACAGGGUAACUGAUUUUUCUUUGGCAACAUUUUGCCAGACCCUUACCAGACGACCACAAGUACAGCAUCUUGUGCCACACUUUGUCAUCCGGAAUAAAGAUAGUUCCUUAUUCACAGAGCUGCAAAAAGAGAUGAGCAGGAAAUAGGGUGGAAAGUGCAAAGGGAGAGCCACAGCCACUUCAGCUGCCGCCAGCUGUGAGCCCAAUGGGACGAUGCAAUUAAGACCCUUCUCAGCCUUAGGCAACCUGUUACUGUAAUUUCAUACCUGGGAUGCACUUGUUAGUUUUUCUGAUCCUUUGCAAGUCUUAAGUCUUCCCAUCACAAACCACUCCUCCACCACGGGAACUGUCUGCUCUCUUCUGGUGCUGUUGAUGUGACGAGCCGUGUCCAAAUGCAAUGGAGGUGGGCAGGGAUUUGUUGUUCUUGGCUUUAGCAUUUGUUUUUUGUUCAUUUUAGUUUCACAGCACUUAAUGUUCAGCAGCCCUUGCUCAGUGGUUUGAGUGGAGACAGCACCACGACUUGUAAAUGGGAACUGGAGAAAAACUCACCAGUGACCUGUUCUUAUCAGAAGCUGUUUCUCAGGGUCACAGGUGGGUACCCAGCAACAAAGCCAUAUACUGUACCAGGUGUCCAUUUGCAUUUAGGAUAUCAAGAAGCUGAAGCCUUUGCCCUGCUGGUACAUUCAUGUGCUGUCUCCAGCAAACCAGAACCUCAUCGUCUCUGGACACACGGAGGGCAGUUUUGCACUUCUGAUUCAUGGUUGGGUUUUAUUUUUCACAAGUGUUGCUUUAAUUCGGUCCUGUUUAUCAGCCAAGCUCCACAUGAAAAAUAAACAGUGUAUGACAAACAGA